CGCUACUUUCCAAAUUAAGGCAGGCCUUAAAUAAAAGGUCUAAUAAGUUCGCCGGAGAUAUUGAAAAUUCAACAAAAUUCGCUCAACCGCCGGCAGCGCCACCACACCUAAACAUGGCGAUGCAAACCGGCGUCGCCACUUCUAAAGUACUGAUACUAGUCGGCGCAGGUUUGACUGGGUCAGUAAUAUUGAAGAGUGGAAGAUUAUCUGAUCUUAUCUCACAGCUUCAGGAGGUGAUAAAUGGAGUGAAUGCGGCUGAGACAUCACCUGGUAGAUAUGAUACUGCUCUUCUAGCAGCUCAGAUUCGACAAUUAGCACAAGACAUUCGGGAGAUGAGCAUAUCAAAUCCAAUUACUAUUUAUAAGGAUUCUUCCUCCAAUGGGAGCUAUGCUUCUUACAUUCUUCCAGCUGCGGCAGUUGGGGCGAUGGGAUAUUGUUACAUGAAGUGGAAGGGUUGGUCAUUUUCUGAUGUAAUGUAUGUCACAAAGCAUAAUAUGGCGAAUGCUGUUGCAUCUGUGUCUAAGCAGUUGGAGAAUGUAUCAGAGGCAUUGGCUUCUACAAAAAGACAUCUGACGAAGAGGCUGGAAAACUUAGACUGGAAGCUAGAUGAGCAAAUUGAGACAUCAAAACUUAUUACUAAUGAUGUGAGAGACGUUAAGGCUAAUCUGAAUCAAAUUGGUUUUGAUAUAAACUUAAUCUAUGAGAUGGUGUCUGGAUUGGAAGGGAAGAUUGAGCUUCUUGAGAGUAAACAGGAUGUGACUAAUUCUGGUUUGUGGUACUUGUGCCAAGUUGCUGGGGGCAUUAAGGAGGGUCAAAAUCCUAAAGUUAUUCAGGGCAUCGAGGCUAAGCUGAUAGAGCAUUCAAAGGUGACUCCCAAGGAAAACUGGGUGAAGGGGCUUGAGUUCAUUGCUGAAUCUAAUGAAUCAAGUGUGCCACCGAAAUCGGUAACUGAUACUGAAGGAAAAGGUCUUAGUGACAAUUCUGCUAAAGGUCCAGUUGCUAGCAAAAUGAGGAUUCACAGAUCUUAUCCUGUUGGGUUGUCUUUAACAAGGAACGUGUUGGGUCCAGGAUUCUGAUCUCAGCUUUUCCUCUAUUCACAGUUAGAUUACUUGGAUGUGAUUACCCAAUUCAUUUUGUUUAUAUAUUGAUCCAUGGCUGUUUGAUUUUGA
This is a messenger RNA of Nicotiana attenuata, 1169 nucleotides long. RefSeq lists its product as uncharacterized. NCBI's taxonomy places the organism in Eukaryota, Viridiplantae, Streptophyta, Magnoliopsida, Solanales, Solanaceae. The coding region runs from base 114 to 1076 and encodes 320 amino acids. The transcript is spliced from 11 exons. The record is from RefSeq and is a predicted model, not a curated record.